AUGGUCGUACCUAUUUUUAUCUUCAUUUCCUAUGGUAUUCCGUCGGCUUUGUUAACGCUUUUGGUGAUGAUUUGCAUUUUACGAGAUCGAUCACUUAUGGAAGGCUCAUUUUAUCGUUGCUAUCUUUUCAUUUUGUUUGUCCACAUCACGAGCUACAUCAACUCGUGGAUUGUUGUCAAAUUUCGAAGUCUCGAAUCGUUUACAUGGAUCUAUUUGGGAAUUCAGGAUUAUUUCCCUCCAUAUCGACUCUUUUACACCUAUCAGUUCGCCUCGUUUUACAUUCAGAAUUGCGCGUUGUUGUUGCUGCAUUUGAAUCGUUUCACGGCGAUUUGGUGGCCGAUCAAGCACAUCAAACUCUGGGGUUUGCGUAACAUUUUCUACCUUGGAUUCGCCAUUUAUGUGCUGGGUUUUUCGAUUUGCUAUGCUGAUUUUUACAUUGGUCCGUUGUAUGUUUUGACGGAUGGAUUGGCGAGAGACAAUUUGGCUUUAUGGCCGGAGGUUUGGCUCUCCGUUUUUCUGAUGCCCCGUCUUGGACACGUGUUUCCCGUUGUCGCUUUCGUGCUGAAUCUUCUGACUUUCGGGAAAAUUCUCUACUUGAGAGUGAAAGGAAAGCAAACAAACGGAGUGCUGGUCGAGAUCAACUUGUUCUUCAUUUGCCUCAGCACUUUUAUCGUUCAGUUGGCCCAGAUGUUCUACUACGAUCAAGCGCUUACUCUUUGGCGUACCCCAGAGAUGAUAAUCUUAAUGGUUGGCAAA
Molecule: messenger RNA, 756 nt
Organism: Mesorhabditis belari
Lineage: Eukaryota; Metazoa; Nematoda; Chromadorea; Rhabditida; Rhabditidae
Source: the annotation of a GenBank genome assembly